CGAUGGAUGAAAGGUGUGUCGACGGCUAUUUUAACUACACGGCAGACGAGAAGGCCGCUUUGGUGGAAUUAUACACCAAGUUUGACGAUGUGGUGAUUACUGUGCUGAUGCCGAUCAUACUCUUGAUCGGUUUACUUGGCAAUGCCUCAUUCAUCCUGAUGCUGUAUCGGGUACCGAAAAUGAGGACGGUCACCAACUUCUACCUGGCUAACCUUGCCGUCUCCGACUCGAUGUUCCUGGCGUUCGGCAUCAUCUCCAAGAUCCACGAGUACUGGGAGUCGUCGGUGAGUUUCCACCCGGCGUACCACGGGCUGUUUAGCUGCUUCGCCAGCAACUCCGUGGUGAGUCUGUCAUACUUCGCCACGCUGUUCAUAUUGACGCUGGUGUCGCUGGAGAAAUACUACGGGAUCUGUCGGCCGAUACGGCACCGCCUGGUCAGCGGGUGGAACCGGACGGUCAAACUAACGGUCUGUGCUUGGUUGCUUUCUCUGUUGGUUGCUGCUACCGGGGUACCCAGCUACUGCACCCUCAACUACUAUUGCUUCAUGUGGCCUCCUGGUGACUUAUACGUGCAUCUAUACGAUGUCUACGCGUACUGUGGCCCCGUAGCAUACUGGGCAGACGCUUAUGCCAACACAAUCCAGACGAUACCGUUUUUUACCGCGUUUGUCCUCAGUGCGACCAUGUAUUCCUUGAUCGUCCGGCGGCUAAGCCAGCGCGUCGACCACCCCCACGGACAGCAGAGCGACAACAACCACCAGUUCUCGGACCGCGCCGUCAAGAUUCGCAACCAGGUAGCGCGGAUGCUGGUCGUCAACGGCACCCUGUUCUUCCUCCUCUUAUCCCCGUUCGAGAUUUUCUCCCUGCUGCUCUCCUACAACCAUCUAUUACGAGAGGACCGCAAGUUCAUCAACUACAGCCAGAAACAAACGGGUCUCCAAAUAUGCCGGGUCCUCUCGUACGUGAACUCGGCCAUCAAUCCGUACGUGUACGGCAUGGUCAAUUCACGCUACAGACACGCCUUUAAAGUGACCUUCUUCCUGACCCGUAAUAACCGCGUGGAUGCGGAGCCAUCUCGGAGUAGACAAAACCAUCUCUCAACUUUGCAUGACGUGCAUUUACACCAGGCGACGGAAAACCCAAACUGAACUUAUGAUAGUUGGAGACCGUAAAACAACCAAUGGAAUGCAACAGAUUCGCCCAAGA
Asterias rubens (European starfish) is the source of this 1206-nucleotide messenger RNA. Its product is annotated as type-1 angiotensin II receptor A-like. The coding region runs from base 3 to 1148 and encodes 381 amino acids. The record is from RefSeq and is a predicted model, not a curated record. Gene Ontology annotation, molecular function: G protein-coupled receptor activity. Gene Ontology annotation, biological process: G protein-coupled receptor signaling pathway. The transcript has a single exon. Lineage: Eukaryota; Metazoa; Echinodermata; Asteroidea; Forcipulatida; Asteriidae. Gene Ontology annotation, cellular component: plasma membrane.